Etheostoma spectabile (orangethroat darter) is the source of this 2059-nucleotide messenger RNA. RefSeq names its product tachykinin receptor 3-like (gene tacr3l). Gene Ontology annotation, molecular function: tachykinin receptor activity. Gene Ontology annotation, cellular component: sperm midpiece; plasma membrane. Gene Ontology annotation, biological process: G protein-coupled receptor signaling pathway; positive regulation of flagellated sperm motility. NCBI's taxonomy places the organism in Eukaryota, Metazoa, Chordata, Actinopteri, Perciformes, Percidae. The record is from RefSeq and is a predicted model, not a curated record. Bases 35 to 1219 code for a protein of 394 amino acids. The transcript is spliced from 5 exons.
CGCGCGUGUGUUGCGCAACAGAGUUGCCUAAGUGAUGUAUGUCGCCUCCCUGCAGCCGACUAAAUUAGAUCCGACUGAGAACAGUUGUGGAAUGGCCUCUGAACGGGAUGAUUCCAACUCAACCAGAAAUCCGACCAACCAGUUUGUGCAGCCGGCGUGGCGCAUCGUGCUGUGGUCGGCGGCUUACAGCACGGUGCUGGCUGUGGCAGUUUUCGGAAACUUGAUUGUGAUUUGGAUUAUUCUGGCGCACAAGCGAAUGAGAACUGUCACCAACUAUUUCCUGCUGAACUUGGCUUUCUCCGAUGUUUCGAUGGCUGCGUUCAACACGCUCAUCAACUUCAUCUACGCGGCUCACGGAGAGUGGUACUUCGGAGAGAUCUACUGCAGGUUUCACAACUUCUUCCCGGUCACCGCCGUGUUCGCCAGCAUCUACUCAAUGACCGCCAUAGCCAUCGACAGGUACAUGGCCAUCAUCCAUCCCCUGAAGCCUCGUCUGUCGGCAAAAGCCACUAUGGGAGUUAUCGUCUGUAUCUGGAGUCUGGCCGUGGUUCUGGCCUUCCCUCUAUGCUACUUCUCCACCACCCGAGCUCUCCCCCGCAGGACCCUCUGCUACGUGGCCUGGCCUCGCAUGGCUGACGACCCCUUUAUGUAUCAUACCAUAGUGACAGUUCUGGUGUACGUGCUGCCCUUAGUGGUGAUGGGCAUCACUUACACUAUUGUGGGGGUGACUCUGUGGGGAGGGGAGAUCCCAGGAGACUCAUCUGAUAACUACCAUGGACAGCUCAGGGCUAAAAGGAAGGUGGUUAAGAUGAUGAUCAUCGUAGUGGUGACCUUUGCCCUCUGCUGGCUCCCCUAUCACGUCUACUUCAUUGCAACAGGUCUCAACAAAGGUCUGGUUAAGUGGAAGUACAUCCAGCAGGUUUACCUGUCAGUGCUGUGGCUGGCAAUGAGCUCCACCAUGUACAACCCCAUCAUCUACUGCUGCCUCAACAGCAGGUUCCGGGCCGGCUUCAAGCGGGUUUUUCGCUGCUGUCCCUUUGUACGGGUCUCAAGCUACGAUGACCUGGAGCUCCGAAACACUAGACUUCGACCGGGUCACCAGAGCAGCAUGUGCACCCUCUCUCGGGUCAACACCAGCAUCCUCAGCAAGAACAAGAGCACUUGUUCCCGUGGACGCAGGUCAAGACUUAACUCUGAGCCCAUUAAUAAAGACAGUUAGUUGUCGCCACUGGACACAGUCCAGCUCACUAGGUUUAUUUGACACAUUAUUUCGGGCUGACAAAUGCCUAUUGGACUGUUUUUUGUUUACUUAUAUAGCUGAUAAUGGAAAUUUACGUUGAUGGAUUAGUGUUGAUUUUUACAAUAGACCAGAGAUUUUACAGUUGCUAUCUAUCUAUCUAUCUAUCUAUCUAUCUAUCUAUCUAUCUAUCUAUCUAUCUAUCUAUCUAUCUAUCUAUUUUGAGCUGAUUUUGACAUUUUAUUACAUUUGUUGGAUGUUACGCUGUGUGUGCUAUAAUAUUACGUGUUAGUAUAUGCAUUUGCUCUUCUCAUUCUAGACCUAUAUUUAAUGCCAUCAGACUCAGAAGGAUUUUAUCAACAAUAACUGCAGGAUCAUAUCAAUGCCGCUGUUAAAUAUAUUUUAAUGACACUGAUAUUAAGCGAGCCUGGUUGGGUGUAAUUUCACAAGUGCUUUACUGCUGUAAUUUAUGUUAGUUGGAGAAAGCAUGUGCCAUUUUAAAACAAUUUGUUUAGGACUGAUCUCAGAGUUCCUGUUUACCGUAAGUAUUAUUCAUUUUGUAUACAAUUUGUGUAUGUACAGUAUGUGCUUGUAAUAUUUGUUUGGUGCAGACUCAUACACACAUGGACAAAUGAUAUCCUUUACAAUGAAUUUGUGUUUUAUUGUUACAUAAUGAUGUAGUUUAACUGUGUAAAUGUAAAACCAUUUGAAUUCACUGAACUUGAGAAAACAAGUUUAAGAAACUUUAGAUAUUAAGUUAAAUCAAUACCUGUAUAGCUACACGUAUGUAUACCCUUUACAGAUUAAAGAGUUCUUAACUCA